AUGGAUCAUCUUCAACCCGAAUUUAAUCCCAACAAGAGUGUGGUUGCUCACUUGCGCAACAUUCUCCUCCGGCAUGACGUCAGUAUUGAGGACUCUCACCGCCCGUGAUGCCCCCCUUUGUAUCCAGUGAGUCGGUUGACUGAACGUCUGUUGGUUUCCCCGCCAUGACGCGCCUUCAGGUUCCCUGGCCCGCCAAUGCCAAGAAGCCUCAGUUGGUCGCGUUGUACGAGUCACACGUACGCCCCAAAGCACCCGUAAGUCGAAAUGACACCGAAAAUCACCUUCCCCGUACUCUACAACAAGGGACAGCGGUCGCUCGCCGAGUUGCGACUGGGGGACCUCCACUCACCGCAGGCCUCUUUUUGCUCCAUCGCUUUCUUCCAGGUGCUAUUACGCGAAUCCCUCGGUGUCAAGGCCUCAGACCACGGUAUCCUGGACGGUGAAUCUCAAGACGGGGCUUCGCUCGGCGAGCUUUGCACCGGCUCAGACCGCUCAGACCUCGACCACCACGAUGCAAGACCGAUGUCGGCUGCGUCAGGUCUCAAGCAAGAUGCCCGUUCCAAAAAACGCGCUUUGCCCGCGACAAAUGCUUCCGGGCGGGUAUCCACGCGAAAACGCAAGAAAGACAGCGCAGCUGAUACGGAUGAGCGAGAGCGAAAUCACCCCACCAAGGUAAUGCACGCGUACCCGCCCCAGCCCAUAGCGGGGCUGACCUAGUGAACGAGGUCACUGAUACGUCGUUAACGACCUUCCGCUCACACAGUCCUCGACUCGCAAAUCCGGGCUUGGACAGCCCCCACCCUCCUCAGCUGGGGAUGAUACUACUGAACUGAAGUCGCGGAGCGCAUCGCGGCAUGCCUCCGCCGCAGGCGCCAGGCGGCGGACGACCCACUUGAUCAACCCGAGCUCGAGCCCACUGGCGCCAACAAGUACACCCCGCCAAUCUCUCAACUACGACUCAAGUGGCGAAGCGGGAUUCUCGGACUACAACCCUUUCCAAUCCGGGCCAGAGGACACACCAGAGCGAAAACCAAGACGCAAGGUUAGCACUUCUGUUGCUUUUCCGCUUCGGAACGCACUUUUUCCUGACACCUUACGCACGUAUCUGGCUUGCUCAGUCGUCUCUGGGUCCCGGUCAAUCACGCGUGGCGGAGAUGAACAAUAUAGCAUACGCCGAAAGUCUCCCAUGCGGCGACAAUCAUCUUGCGAGUAAUUCAUCGCCUCCUGCACUCCACAGACCUCGGGUAACUGCUGGAAGCGUCGAAAGUCGGCACCAGCUGCCAAGCGGUACAACCGAACGCUCGAGUGGUCAUGUUACCUUACCUGGACGCCGCUAUGUAGUUCCUCGGAAGUCGAUCAAGUAUAUACCUGACGAGAUUUUCGUACUCGGGAACGAGCUCGAAGCUCUCGACCGCCGGGACCAAGUUUCUGACUGUGGCGAGACUGGUAGCUCAAGCCAAGAACUCGAAGACGACACUCCUACGCAAGCAUACGUUGGCUCGCUUGGCUCGGUUCUUGAGCCCGAAGGAGAAGUCGUCGAUGCCUGGUCCUCCUCUCCGGGCGCGCCCACCGACUCUGUUCGCCGCCGAUUCACAGCUCCCCCGAUGCCAAAUUCGGCCCUCGCCACCGUUGGCCCGCUUCCAGCUCGAAACAAGGCAGAGGAUCGUUCAACGAGCCCGGGAGCUUUCACCGUGCUUUGUUCACUGGUCUUGCUCGUGUUCGCCCUGUGGUGGCGCGAGGAAAAGCUUAUGGUUGGUUUUUGUGACACCCAAACUGCUCAAAAUGCGCUCAGCUCCUCGCGCUCCGACUCGCUUUUUCUGCGUUCUUUCGCGCCGCGGUGGUCAUCGGCUUGGCUUACCAAGAUUCCUUCAGACGUUUGGCGGCAGAUGGACCGGACCCAUCUCCGGCCCUCUUGCAGCGCGUGUCCGAGCCAUGGCGUUUGUGACGGCGGACAGUUUUUGGGCUGCGAGCCGGAUCACAUCAUCCGGCCGCAUCCCUUCCGCCUCAGAGGGCUUGUUCCAUUGGCUCCGACAUGUGCCCCCGACUCCGACAAACUCAUGCUCAUUGCGUUACGAGCGAGUCGUCUAGCCGCCCGCCUCCGCGCUCACCGUGGCGAUGUGAUCUGCACUGGUUCCUCAAGGCACGUAGUGGACAAGGCUCCAGAGGUACAUGUGUAUGGCGUUUCUGCCGAGCAAAUUGCCCGCUGGGCGAAGGAGGACAACAAUUUGUCUGCAUCGCCGCUCGAUGAGAAGCAUCUUGAAGAGUUGAACGAGUUGGCCUUGCGGGAUCUUCAAGACCAUGGAGAAGUGCUCGGACUGAUGGACAGGUGCGUGAGCCGCCGCUGCUGGAACAAUUCACUGGCAAUCUAGGCUGACGCGUGAGGUGCACCAGGGAUGAGAUGUGGUACGCUGCAACUUCCGCAGACAUGCCUAUCGGCUGCAAAUUACGUCUGGCGGCGUGGCGUCAAGCUCGCGAGCAUACAAUCCUGCUCAUAGGUCAGUGUCUGCACCACAACUUGCAUUCACAGGCGCAAUGCUAUUUUGGGAGGCUUACGCGAGUACGCACGUGUCUUUCCUAGCACUGCUCACUAUGGUUGCGACGUGGUUAUACGGUCGGCUGGCCUGGACACGCCAUGUCCAGGAAGCUUCUCGUGUUCGUCGACUGGUGCAAUCUGCUUUGGUUCUCUUGAGGAAGCAGGUAAGCCUCGAAACAUGUUCGUGCGGCACUGUUCUAUCGCAGUGGCGCUAAGCACUGAUGUGAUGUUGAUUUCAGGCCGAGCAAAGCCGAUCCGAUGCAGCCAUUACUCCUGAACCUGCGAUUGCGCAAUCACACCUUCGUGAUCUCAUUCUGCAGGAAGAGCAUUCACCGGCUAAGAGGGAUCGUCUGUGGACACAAGUAGCGCGCGUCGUGGAGGGAAACGCGAACAUUCGAGCCAAGGACGUCGAAUUCGCGGGCGAAGAGCUGCGCGCAUGGGAAUGGACUGGCAAGAUUGAUCGAACAGACGCUAUCGAGGAGGAGAUGAUGGAGCGCAAGAGCCUGGGAAGGCUGUCUUGA
Messenger RNA from Microbotryum saponariae, 3054 nucleotides. Lineage: Eukaryota; Fungi; Basidiomycota; Microbotryomycetes; Microbotryales; Microbotryaceae. The record is from the annotation of a GenBank genome assembly.